AUGGAUCCGUUGACGGCUGCCUAUCAGGACCUGGCCGCUCGGGUGGCGCCCCUGGCUGAGCAGCCCCAUCUCGUGGUCGCCGCUGCGGCCGUGAUUGUGGCAGUUUUACUUGUCACUUAUGUUGUGUGGGACACGCUGGCAUACGCCGCGAUCCCGACUCUGGACGUGCCUCUGAAGCAAGAAGAGCUGGCGGAGACCCUUGAUGCUGAACAAUACUCGCCGCCCAAAACGUUGCCUAAGGACAAGAUCCCAUGCUACGAUCCCGGCACGCUGCAGUUCCUGGGCUAUGCCAAGGCGAUGACGCCCGACGAGGUGCGUGCGAGCAUCGCCAAGGCAAAGGAGGCGUCAAAGGUGUGGCGCAGCUCGAGCUUCAAGCAGCGCCGAAUCCUGCUGCGGGUGCUCCUCAAGUACAUUAUUACCCACCAAGAGGAGAUCUGCAGGGUGUCCUCCCGCGAUUCUGGCAAGACCCCCCUUGAGGCCGUGCUGGGGGAGAUCAUAGUAACUGCCGAGAAGCUGCGCUGGCUGGCGGCAGAGGGGGAGGACGCGCUCAAGCCGCAGCGCAGGAGCGCCGGCGUCAUGGCCUUCUACAAGGCUGCCCGUGUGGAGUACGUUCCCGUCGGCGUCGUGGGCGCCAUCGUGCCCUGGAACUGGCCGUUCCACAACGUGAUCAACCCCAUCAGCGCCGCCGUCUUUGCGGGCAACGCCAUCGUCAUCAAGGUCUCGGAGCACGCCAGCUGGUGUGCCUCUUACUACGCGCGCAUCGUCAACGCCGCGCUGGCCGCCGCGGGCGCGCCGCCGGGCCUCGUCCAGUUUGUCACCGGCUACGGCGACGCGGGCGCGGCCCUGGUGGCGGGCGGCGUUGACAAGGUCGUGUUUGUGGGCUCGACGGAGGUCGGCGCCAAGGUCAUGGCGGCCGCGGCGCCGCGGGUGACGCCGGUGACGCUGGAGCUGGGGGGCAAGGACGCCUUCGUGGUGUGCGGGGACGCUGACUUGGCGCAGGUGGUGCCGAUUGCUGUCAAGGCGGCCUUCCUGAACUGCGGCCAGAACUGCGCCAGCGGGGAGCGCUACAUUGUUGAGAGCAGCAUAUACGACAGCUUCUGCUCCAGGGUGGCGGAGACCGCUAACGCGAUGCGGCAGGGGCCGGCGCUGGGGCACGGCCCCGUCGACACGGGCGCGAUGUGCAUGCCGGGCUCUGUUGAGAAGGUGCAGCGGCUGGUGGACGACGCCCUGUCAAAGGGCGCGCGCGCGCUCUCCGGCGGCAAGCCCAACGCCGCCGCCGGCGCCGGCCAGUUCUACCCGCCCACCGUGCUGGUCGGCGUGACCAAGGGCAUGGCGAUAUGGCACGAGGAGGUGUUCGGUCCCGUGAUGGUCGUCGUGCCCUUCAGCGGCGACGACGAGGCGGUCGCUCUCGCGAACGACUGCGCCUUCGGCCUCGGCUCGAGCGUGUUCAGCGGCAGCACGCGCCGCGCACGCGCGAUCGCCGCGCGCCUCGAGGCCGGCAUGACGUCCAUCAACGACUUCAACGCGACCUACAUGUGCCAGAGCCUGCCGUUCGGGGGCGUCAAGAUGAGCGGCUUUGGGCGCUUUGGCGGCGUGGAGGGCCUGCGGGCGCUCUGCGUGCCCAAGGCGGUGGCGGAGGACGCGUACCCGUUCAUGAAGACGACCAUCCCCGCGCCCUGGCUGCACCCCGUCGGCGCCGCCGCGCAGCCGUUUGCGGUGGCGCUUACGACGAUGUUCUACGGGCCGAGCCUCGCGCUCAAGGCGCGUGGGCUGGUGGGGCUGCUGCGGUGCCUGGUGGCGCCGGGGGGCGGGGGCGGCAAGGCCAAGCGCGCGUGA
Messenger RNA from Monoraphidium neglectum, 1836 nucleotides. RefSeq lists its product as hypothetical. The transcript has 8 exons. Bases 1 to 1836 code for a protein of 611 amino acids. The record is from RefSeq and is a predicted model, not a curated record. Gene Ontology annotation, molecular function: aldehyde dehydrogenase (NAD+) activity. NCBI's taxonomy places the organism in Eukaryota, Viridiplantae, Chlorophyta, Chlorophyceae, Sphaeropleales, Selenastraceae.